AUGUCCGGGUCUUGGCUAGGGACCAUACCGCCGCGUCCCGAACAGGUAAGAAGACUCGGCAAGCAGGCCUCCGCGGUGGUCAACUACUUCACCCAGAAAGAUGGCUUCGAGUACGUCGCCCACUUCGGCGAAGAAGGUCUCUCCGGGGGCGCGCUCCUCUUCAACAGGUGGUCGCCGACAGACGGCAUGUUCAUGGGACAGUUCAUCGCAAAGUACAUGGGCCCGAGCGCCCCCGGCGGCAGCUUCAUGGCGGAUCUGCUGGUGGAUAGGGAGUUCCGCGUCCUCGAUAUCCUGCGAGGUGCCGAGCAUAUCGUGCAGUUAGCGGAGGCGGGCCGAGUCAAGAUAGCCGGCCGAGACAGUCUGCUGAUGGAAUAUGUUGGGCAUGGGACGUUGAAGGCCAUGGUGGACAGGUUCCAGGAUCGCUUGAUCCCUAUACCCAACCACAUCCUGUGGAACAUAUUCCUCUGCUCCAUGGCUCAUCCGCCUCGUGGACAGCAGGACGCGGCCAUUAGAAGAGAAGUGCUUCCGACCACGCCGCCGGCACAAGAAAGCACCGCCGGAGUCGUACACGGCGACCUGCACUUCGAGAACGUCUGUUUGGCUGGAGUCCCCACUGGCGAUCGGGAGCACACGUUUGGGCCGCUCGUGAAGUUCAUCGACUUCGGCUCUGCGUCCAUACUGGAUGAAAACGAAGGCGUGGAAUCACUCUCAAGCAUGCCCAACGACUCUUCAGCCGUAUCAUCAUACGACGGAGAUGUUGACGAGGCAAACAUACUCGCAAUAGGAGAGUUGAUGUGCAGUCUGGCACUCUGCGAAGACGUGAUCUGUCACCCAAACGGGCGAGACGUGACGAUGAAAGGACGCACGAUCAACACCAAAGCGCCGCGAGAGCUCGACGCGCCCAGCGUCGCCAUCGAGGAUGACCUGCGCCUCCUUAUCUACCUGUGCACAAGCGCGGACCCUGACGACCGGCCUUCGCUGGUGGAUCUGUUGGAGGCGUGUGAAUAUGGCGUCGCCACUAGGAAGGCGGCUUUUUAUACUACGAUGCCUGACAAGGGAGUGUACGAGACGGACGAGUACGUCCUUAGGGUUCUCCAGGAGGUCAUACUCAAUGCUGAGCAGGAUAAGAGCGUGGAGCGGAAGAGGAGCGGUCGACGAGUGAGCGCACUGGAUCCGAGGAGACGGCGGCGUACGAUGUCGAUUGUGCCUAGGCGGAAGACGGUGACAUAA
Molecule: messenger RNA, 1230 nt
Organism: Anthostomella pinea
Lineage: Eukaryota; Fungi; Ascomycota; Sordariomycetes; Xylariales; Xylariaceae
Source: the annotation of a GenBank genome assembly